AACAAUAUAGCUCUUAUGAAUAUUCAGGAGCGCAAUCGCGCACUUUGCAUCUUACAGGCUACCUUUCCCACUUGCUAAAGCGUCCGAUCGUCACGAAUGAAUGAUUUUAUCGUAAGCUUGCACAUAUUGUAGUCAAAGUGAUCACACGUGUAAUUUUAAAUAAAAAUAUUUACUAAUUACAUUAGAUAUUUUAGUUUUAAAAAUGUUUCGUUAGAAAAAUCCCCAAGUGUAGUAAAAGGCGAUAUACAUGUUAUUCCAAUUUAAUUUCAAUUUCAUAAUUCUGGGUAAGUUUUUACACAAGAAAAACAUAACAUUUAUGAAUGAAAAACAAUAUUGCUCGUUUGAAUAUUCAGGAGCGAAACGGCUCAAUCGGCAUGUUGCAAGCCGGUCAGUUCUUAAGGCUCGAUUGGUCAUUGUCGGCUCGGGUCCUACUUACAUGUACCCCGGGUACUCUUAAGCAUACUUACAUGUACCCCGGGUACGGUAAAUAUAUUUACACGUACCCGGGAAUUUUUCAUGCUUAAUCUGGCGUUGUCGAUGUUUCAAAUAUCUAAAAUAUUUUUUUUAAUUAAUUAUGUUUACAUUUAUGUCAUUUUUCUGUUUAAUGGCCUCUAUAUUAUCGAAUCUUAUACUCAAAAAGCAUGUUGAUGCAGUUUUUUUAACAUGAGAAGUUUGUUAAAGAUACAAAAUAUCGUUUUACGGUAAUCAGUAGCGCGUUUUACGACAUCUGAUUUUGGGCGGGAAUACAACUCGGGUAGAGUCUAAUAUCGACCAGGUACGUGUGAGUAUAUUUAUCGUACCCGGGGUACAUGUAAGUAGUACAAGUCGACAGUGACCAAUCGAGCGUUAUUAAGACUUGUAAGUUUAUGCGCUUUACUUCUCACUUUGUUAUUAUUUAACGUUAUACGAGUUUUCGAAUUUUACUUUUUAAGUGACGUUUUGAAUAUUUUAAGUUUUAUAUUUUAUUGUUUUUCAAGUUCAAUUAAAUUUUCAGGAAUUAUCAGAUAUGUGUUGAAUUAUUCUUGGUCCAAAUUUCAACACAAGGCGUUCAAAAAUAAGGCACCAGAUGUUUAUCUGAUUGGAGAAAAAUGUUUCAACGGCGCGGGACCAGACGCACAGCUGCUCACAUCUGAAGAAUUUAACGGAACAGCGCCCGCAAUUCGGCUUCCGCUCACCGGAUAUAGGACUAGGCAGGAGUAUCGAACCCUCUCGGUAUCCCAAAGGAAACGGUUCCACAAGGCGAUGAAUGGGCUCUAUAAGGACGGCACUUAUAGGUGUUUCGCUCGGGUCCACCGGCGGGGAAUGUCGCAAGGCAGCACACACGCAGGAUACGCCUUCCUCCCCUGGCAUCGGGCAUUCAUAGCGCUCUUUGAGGACGCGCUCCGCCUGAAGGACCGGGAUGUUAGCCUUCCCUACUGGGACAGCAGUUUGGAUGGCAACAUGGCCAACGAAAGCAAGUACUCCGUCAUGUGGGACAACGCGCACAUGGGGACCGGCAGGGGCGAGGUCAAUGAGGGCCCCUUUGCUGGCUGGCAGACGGUGAAGGGUAAUCUUACCCGGAACGUGGGCCGAGGAAAAGGGAAGCUGGCCAGACAAGACAGUAUCAAUUAUCUGCUCACUCUCUGCAGCUUUGACAAGUUUAGUAAAGAAUUGGAGAAAAUUCAUAAUGGCAUUCAUAAGUGGUUAGGAGGGGCUAUGAAAGGCAGCCUGGCCGCGUUUGACCCCCUAUUCUACAUGCACCACGCCUUCAUCGACGUCAUCUGGGAAAAGUUCCGACAGCGACAGCGCGCCACCUGUGGAGUGGAUCCGGCAUCCGACUACCCGCCUGCGCCUGUAGACUCAGGGGCACACGCGGCGGAAUAUUACAUGUUCGGGAUGCGCUUUUUCAAGAACAUAGACGGCAUGGCCGAUUACUGGAUCAACAAUUGGUAUAACUAUACGGACACACCCAUGUGCGCGAAUAAUUGCAGCGACAGCCCGGACCUAUAUUGCGACAAAGACAUAAACAUGUGUGCGUCGCGAUCGCAUGUUAGUUUUGGCGAUGAUGGUAUUGUGACGGAUGACGGUGGUUAUAAUAAGACGGGUGGCGAUGAGACAGGGACUCACUUGCGCGAUGUGCCCCCAACGGAAGUCAUCGCAGCGGAUGGAUGACGACGAGAUGAGAUGUCGAUCAUCAGAGUCAUAUUUAAAGUGUUUUAUUAAAGACAUAUCGAAUAUCUCAAAUAAGUGCUUUCAAUUUUCUUAUCAGCCAAUGCAUAAUUGAUUCAUUAACACCACAAUUAUUUAUUCACCAACAAGUUGUGUAACCACC
Dreissena polymorpha is the source of this 2311-nucleotide messenger RNA. Its product is annotated as putative tyrosinase-like protein tyr-3. The record is from RefSeq and is a predicted model, not a curated record. Bases 1243 to 2151 code for a protein of 302 amino acids. The transcript is spliced from 7 exons. Gene Ontology annotation, molecular function: oxidoreductase activity. Lineage: Eukaryota; Metazoa; Mollusca; Bivalvia; Myida; Dreissenidae.